Messenger RNA from Nymphaea colorata (pocket water lily), 1303 nucleotides. RefSeq names its product ribosome biogenesis regulatory protein homolog. Lineage: Eukaryota; Viridiplantae; Streptophyta; Magnoliopsida; Nymphaeales; Nymphaeaceae. The coding region runs from base 135 to 1097 and encodes 320 amino acids. The record is from RefSeq and is a predicted model, not a curated record. Gene Ontology annotation, molecular function: protein binding. The transcript is spliced from 8 exons. Gene Ontology annotation, biological process: ribosome biogenesis; ribosomal large subunit export from nucleus; ribosomal large subunit biogenesis. Gene Ontology annotation, cellular component: preribosome, large subunit precursor; nucleolus; nucleus.
GGACGGCUGCCGGACAAAUCUCCCUCUCGCGUAAACCCAUAAACCCUACAAAUUUCAACGGCUUCUAGUUCUUCCCCCUUUCUCCUUCUCCUUCUACCUAGUUGCUGUUGGUAGACCAAAGAGGGAGUGAGAGGAUGGAGAGUCAGGAUCGGCAGUGCCAGGUCGACCUGGGGAACCUCAUGGCUUUCGACCCUCUCUAUCGUUUCACUCCUCCUCCCACAAGGGAAGAGGCGGCCCAGGAAUGCCUUCGAAAGGGGACUGAGCUGAUUCAGGCGGUGGCAGACGUCCUUUUUGCGCUCCCAUCGACCGAAGAUCUCGAUGGGCCGCUGGUUCAGCUUCCUCCUCCCACCACCAGGUUGCCCCGAGAGAAGCAUAUCCCAAGGUCGAAGCCUCCUACAAAAUGGGAACAGUUCGCUCAAAAGAAAGGAAUUAAAAAGCGUAAAAAGAGCAAGCUUGUUUUGGAUGCUCAAACACGUCAAUGGAAACGACGAUAUGGAUAUGAUCGUGCAGGAGAUGAUAAGAAUAUCCCAAUCAUUGAGGCCAAGGAAUCAGAUGAGCCAGGAGUGGAUCCCUUUAGCAAGAGAAAAGCUGAGAAGAGAAAACGUGUUGAAAAGCAAGAAAAGAACCGGCUGCAGAAUCUAAAGCAGGCUGCAAAAGUUGGUGCCUUGCCAAGCACUGUGCAACUUGCUGCAAGGGCAUUGCCUAUAACUGGCACGAAGGAACCACCCAAGAAAUUUACCAAGCAAGAGCUGGAGAGUACCGCUGGUUUAGCAGGAAUUGCUACAGCAAGUGGCGGCAAGUUUGAUAAGAAGCUGCCUGGGGAGAAACCUGCUAAACAUUCCGGAAAGCAUCGUAAAUUUCUUCCUGUUGUUGAAGGUUCUGGCAUUGGUGCGAAGGAAAAGCAACAAAGUGAUAAGAUUUUGAAGAGACUCCUUGAGAAGAACUCCCAUGAUAUACUCAACGUAGACAAGGCUGUUUCCAUGUUCAAUGUGAAGGAAGAACAGAAACGAAGGAAGCAGCGGGAAUCCAACUCCUCAUCCUCCAAAUUUAAACCGAAGAAGAAAGCUUUCAAAAAGUCCACAAAGAAAAGCGAAUAAGCCAUCGAAGGAAUUCAUCUUCUCUUUCUGCAUCUCCUCCUCCUUUUGAGAGCGCCACUUUAAUGCGGGAAUAUUUGGGAAAUGCUUUUGUUAUUUAUUUAACUUGUUAAGUAAAUCAUGUCUUGUUAAUUGUCUUUAUCUAAUGCCAUCAAAAUAUUUUGUUAUAGUAACACUAACAUGGUUCUUCAAGUCCUAUUUUUUUCUUA